Elgaria multicarinata webbii is the source of this 945-nucleotide messenger RNA. Its product is annotated as olfactory receptor 6E1-like. The transcript has a single exon. Gene Ontology annotation, cellular component: membrane. Lineage: Eukaryota; Metazoa; Chordata; Lepidosauria; Squamata; Anguidae. The record is from RefSeq and is a predicted model, not a curated record. Gene Ontology annotation, molecular function: olfactory receptor activity; G protein-coupled receptor activity. The coding region runs from base 1 to 945 and encodes 314 amino acids. Gene Ontology annotation, biological process: G protein-coupled receptor signaling pathway.
AUGAGAAAUAGCACUGUAGUGAGGGAAUUCAUACUCUUGGGCUUUACCGACAACCAUCGACUUGAAAUCUUGCUUGGUCUCCUAUUGUUCAGCAUAUAUCUUUUGACAAUCGUAGGAAAUCUGCUGAUUAUUAUAAUCACACUGGUGAAUCAUCAGCUCCACACCCCGAUGUAUUUCUUCCUUCGACAUGUUGCAUUUGUUGAGAUUGGGUAUACCAGUGCCACCAUCCCAAAAGCGCUGGUCAACAUGGCCACUGGCCAUAAGACCAUCUCUUUACCUGGUUGCUUCCUGCAGGUCUAUUUGUAUUUUGUCCUGGGAACCAUAGAAUUCUUUCUGCUGGCAGCCAUGUCGAUCGACAGAUAUGUGGCCAUCUGCAACCCUCUACACUAUCCAACCAUAAUGAAAGGUCAAAUCUGCUCAUUGAUGGCAUUUUGUUCUUGGAUUGGGGGAUUAUUACUAAUUACAGGUCCAGCAAUUGCAUUUUUUCAUAUCCCGUUUUGUGGCCCAAACACCAUCAAUCACUUUUUCUGUGACAAUGGACCACUGAUCAAACUUGCGUGCGUUGACACAAGUCUGUUGGAACUCAUUGAUUCCCUCAUUGCUAUACUCUCGCUCCUUGGGACCCUGGCUGUAAACUUAGUGUCCUAUGUCAAAAUUAUUUCCACCAUCUUGCGCAUCCCAUCAACUACAGGGAGGCAGAAGGCCUUCUCCACCUGUGCUUCCCACAUCACUGUUGUUUCCAUCACUUAUGGCAGCUGUAUUUUCAUGUACAUAAAACCCAAAGGCACCAAUGAAUUAGACUUCAGUAAGGUGGUGGCUGUUCUUAACACUGUUGUUGCCCCUCUUCUGAUCCCAUUCAUAUACUGCUUGAGGAACAAACAGGUUCAGGAUGCCCUAAGAGCUGUGUUUAGACAGUGUGUUGGGCUUUGGAAGAAUUCAAGAUGA